AUUGGUAUCUUUCACAGUAAUCCUUAUUCAAUCUUCAGCAGUAGCACUGCGUAGACUCAACGAAAUCAUUAUCACGUGAUCCGUAUAUCCUCCGCAGCGCCAGGAAAAAAAUACCCGCGCCGCAACACCAACAGGCCAGGCAUUUCCCAGCAGCCAACUCCAGCUUUCAUCUGCGGUGCACCUCACCAGUCAGCCUCCACCUACCUUGCUCUACACACAAUGCCGCCCGUCACAAUCCCCCAAUUCCUCCUCCCCCGGGGCGCUCCCUCCCCGCUCAGCCUCCGCGCCUUCAGCCGGCGAACCACCUAUCGCAUCACCAGCAGCACCACCCAGCGAUGCGCCUCCGAUGACAGCAAACCCCGCGUGCUGUCUAAGCCCGACAAGUUCCGUCCUCCAUCUCACCCCGCGCGCCGGGUCGUCCAAACCCGCAAUGGGAAGGUUGUCAACAGCGGUCCCAUCAACUACCCGGGGCCGAAGCUCAGCGAGAAGGAAAAGGAAGAGCAGAAGAACAGGCAGUACCCGAACAUGUUCCCGCCUGAGGGGACAGUCAUGCACAAGUUCUUGACGAAUCGGUGGAUUCAUAUUUGGAUUGCGAUGGGUGUACUGACCUCCCUGGCUACUUUCACAUUUACCACGAACUUCAAGCACUCGUCGCCAUUCGCUCAUUUGCUGCCGCCGUGGUCCGCGCUGCUGUCGCACCCCAUUGAUACUGUUCGGCAGGCCAUCUCGGUGUUUCGGAUGCAUGUGCAGCACAACUCGAUCGAGACGAGGGAGAAGCGUCGCAGACGGGUGGACGAUGCUGAGAAGAGACGGCAGUAUCGGGUUGCUCAUGGGUUGGAGGAGCCUAAUGAGAAGGAUGCUGCUGGUGUUGAUGGAAAGGGGGAGGUGGCUGUGGAUGACCAGUCUCCUGUGGCUAAGGAGCAGCAGGGUGAGGAUGAUAAGAAUGUGUAUGUUGAUUGGGAGGGUAACAAGCGGCCUGUCAAGAAGUGGUUGGGGAUUUGGUGAGGGCGUCAUCUGGAGACUUUAUAGUUAGAGGCAUUACGUCGACAUCGUCAAGCAUUGUAUAUUAGCCUUUGUUCUCUUUUCAUGUAUUAUUUGUUUGGACAGGUCUAGUCAUGUGCUUGGUCAUAGCAAUGUUUGUUAGUUUAUAUGUUCUACUGCAUUCAUCUGACGCAAGCCCUAUUAGCGGCACAUCUUCCUGCAAGUGCCUGAAAUUAUCCAACCGGAAGUCUGCAGUGAAAAGAAAACAACAAUACUGAGAUUUCAGAGAAAUAGUUCCCGUCGCCAUAUAGCAUGAGCUUUCACUCUUUCAAGACAUUGCAGGUGCAUGGUGUUUUACAUUGGUUCCUUGGAGCUUUGCUGUGUCAUUUCAUGAGCACUGCAAAAGGGUCAAAAUGCUUCAAUACUUCUGCUGUAUAUACUGCACCAUCAAAGCAUCAGCAAGCUUCCUAGAAAACAC
Aspergillus vadensis CBS 113365 is the source of this 1459-nucleotide messenger RNA. RefSeq lists its product as uncharacterized. The record is from RefSeq and is a predicted model, not a curated record. The coding region runs from base 220 to 1005 and encodes 261 amino acids. NCBI's taxonomy places the organism in Eukaryota, Fungi, Ascomycota, Eurotiomycetes, Eurotiales, Aspergillaceae. The transcript has 2 exons.